Musa acuminata subsp. malaccensis (wild Malaysian banana) is the source of this 896-nucleotide messenger RNA. Lineage: Eukaryota; Viridiplantae; Streptophyta; Magnoliopsida; Zingiberales; Musaceae. The record is from RefSeq and is a predicted model, not a curated record.
AAAACUGAUGGCCGCAAGAGACGGGAAAAGGCUGAGGUGCGCCAUGGACUACAUACUGGAGGCCGAGAUGAACGGAGAAAUCAGCUCAGACAACGUGAUCUACAUCGUGGAGAACAUCAACGUUGCAGCCAUAGAGACGACCUUGUGGUCGAUGGAGUGGGCGAUCGCAGAACUGGUGAACCAUCCCAACGCCCAGCAAAGGCUCAGAAAGGAGCUGUGGGAUGUGCUCGGAGAUGAACCCUUGACGGAAACCAACCUACAGAGACUACCGUACCUGCAAGCAGUCGCCAAGGAGACACUCCGGCUGCACUCGCCCAUACCCCUCCUCGUCCCCCACAUGAACCUCGAGGAAGCCAAGCUCGGGGGAUACGACAUCCCCAAGAGAACCAAGGUGAUAGUGAACGCGUGGUGGCUGGGGAACAACCCGGAAUGGUGGCACAAGCCCGAGGAGUUCCGGCCGGAGAGGUUCUUGGACGAGGAGAAGGAGGUGGAAGCACUGGUGGGCGGCAAGGUGGACUUCAGAUUCCUCCCCUUCGGCGUCGGCCGGCGAAGCUGCCCCGGGAUCAUACUGGCAUUGCCGCUGCUCUCGCUCAUCGUCGGGAAGCUGGUCAAGGACUUCGAGUUGGUGCCGCCGCCGGGGGUGGACAAGAUCGACGUGACAGAGAAGGGAGGCCAGUUCAGCUUACAGAUCGCCAACCACUCCACCAUCGCCUUCCAUCCGAUCGCACCAUGAGAGGGAGAUGAAGAAGUCGUAUGAAAUGAUGAGAUCAAACGGUGUUUAUUAGUAAUUACACACUGUAAUAAGGAUUGUAUUCUUGUGUUUGUGUGUUUCUUUAUGUAAACUCUUGCUUUGUAAUUGGAUUUGCCGGGCUACCAGUUGAAGUGAAUUUGAUGCA